Molecule: messenger RNA, 1281 nt
Organism: Acanthosepion pharaonis
Lineage: Eukaryota; Metazoa; Mollusca; Cephalopoda; Sepiida; Sepiidae
Source: the annotation of a GenBank genome assembly
AUGUCUUGUACAUCUCUGUCCUUUGCCAUCUGUCUUUGCCAUCUCUGUCUUUGCCAUCUGUCACUUUUACCACCUGUCACUUUGCCCAUCUGUCUUUGCCAUCUCUGUCACUUGCCACAUCUGUCACUUUGCCAUCUCUGUCACUUUACCCCACAUCUGUCACUUUGCCAUCUCUGUCUUUGCCACAUCUGUCACUUUUCCAUCUCUGUCACUUUGCAUUCAUCUGUCCUGUGCCAUCUUUCUCACUUUCCACAUCUGUCAGUUUUCAUCUCUGUCUUUUUUGUUUUAAUCUGUCACUUUAUCGCAUUUCUGUCACUUUGCCCAUCUGUCCUCAUUAAGUUUUCAUUUUGUCACUUGUCGGUAUCCACAUUUGUCACUUGCCAUCUCCUUUCUUUGUUACAUCUAUCAGUCUGUCCUGUAUCGCAUUUUCUCUGUCACUUUACAUCUGUCAGUUUUCUCUGUCACUUUUGCCCAAUCUGUCCUGUAUCGUAUUUUCAUCUCUGUCUUUUCCUCAUUAAGUUUUGCCAUCUCUGUCCUUUUCCCAAUCUGUUUUGUAUCUCAUUUUCUACUUUGCCUUUGUUUUCUCUGUCAUUUUGCCACAUCUGUCUGUCACUUUGCCAUAUGUCCUUUUGCCAUCUCUGUCACUUUGCCACAUCUGUCACUUUGCCAUCUCUGUCACUUUGCCACAUCUGUGACUUUGCCAUCUCUGUCACUUUGCCACAUCUGUCACUUUGCCAUCUCUGUCACUUUGCCACAUCUGUCACUUUGCCAUCUCUGUCACUUUGCCACAUCUGUCACUUUGCCAUCUCUGUCACUUUGCCACAUCUGUCACUUUGCCAUCUCUGUCACUUUGCCACAUCUGUCACUUUGCCAUCUCUGUCACUUUGCCACAUCUGUGACUUUUCCAUCUCUGUCACUUUGCCACAUCUGUCACUUUGCCAUCUCUGUCACUUUGCCACAUCUGUCACUUUGCCACAUUUGCCACAUCUGUCACUUUGCCAUCUCUGUCCUUUGCCACAUCUGUCCCUUUGCCAUCUCUGUCACUUUGCCACAUCUGUGACUUUGCCAUCUCUGUCACUUUGCCACAUCUGUCCUUUUGCCAUCUGUCACUUUGCCAUCUCUGUCACUUUGCCACAUCUGUCUUUAUCUCUGUCACUUUGCCAUCUCUGUCAUUUGCCAUCUGCCCACAUCUGUCACUUGAUCUCUUCACUUUGCCACAUGUGUCACUUUGCCAUCUCUGUCACUUCCACAUCUGUGACUUUGCCAUCUCUGUCACUUUGA